Messenger RNA from Periconia digitata, 917 nucleotides. The record is from the annotation of a GenBank genome assembly. NCBI's taxonomy places the organism in Eukaryota, Fungi, Ascomycota, Dothideomycetes, Pleosporales, Periconiaceae.
CAACAUCUGAAGGCACUAGGAUACAUAUGAUAAAGAGGGAUCAUCAAGAGGGAUUCUCUCAGGUAUAUUCCGCAAGAAAAAAAAAACAAAAACUCCCAUCAUCAAGCAGUGAGAAGCCGCAAUCGUCACAUCCAAAUUCUCAAAAGCAACACAUCACACAUAUCGAUACAACCAAAAGACCGAUAAUGAGUGCGCACUAUACAAUAUCCACCCCUCCCCCUCCUACGAAUACAACCACACGCUUCUCCGCGAUGGCUGCAAAGGAGAUAUACACCCACAGCACCGACAUCCAAGAAUCGCUCGCCAUCGCUCUCCACUUCCUCUCGGGAUUCCAGGCACAAAACUGGCCGACCCCAUCUGAAGUGCUUCCCUUUGUCGGACGCGCCAACACGCGGACAUCGCAGCUCGAUGCCGAUAUUGUGGUUGCUCGGCACUUGAGCCUGACCGCUACGUUGUGCAAGCUCGUGUCCCUCGACAUAUUUCCCAAGGACUGCACUCGGUGGGUUGAUGCUGGCCCUGCUCCUGGGUCCAGAAAUGAAAGCGAGAAAUGGCGUCGGGAGGGCGAGCUCCUUGGUGAAGUCGUUGUUCUAGCCGACGAGGCGCGCGAUAUCAGUGAGUAUUUUGGCAGGUAUCAUGGCGUCAAGGGAACCCAACAGCAGGCUGGACAGAUGAAGGAACUAAAAGCAUUGUGGGAAUGGUAUGAGGAGGUUGUAUCGCCGGUGCUGGAUGAAUUGAUGGAGAUGAUGGAUGAGGUUUCGGGAGGGGAGCAUGAAAAGAAAGAGGAAGAUUGUAAGUCAAAGUCGAUGAGUGCGAAUCACCAGCACAGGACAAUCAAGAGGAGGUGUAAGUUCCAUCCCGGCUCUUUUCGGGAGAGGAUGAAGAAGGCGCGAGGCGCUGAUGUUGAGGGGACUGGUUGA